AUGGCUAUCGUCGCGCUAGUGUUAUGUCCGCGUCUUGCAAAGGACGCAAUGCCUUUUUAACGCCAGAAAUGUCUACCGGCUGGAAACAGCUGGAAGCCACACCGGGGGGAGUGUGGAGGUCGUGUCCGAGAUAGGAGCCCGUAUGUCGGCUAAGCUUGGGCUCAUGGGGGCGACGGUGCGGCUGCUGCUGGCGGGGCUGCUGUGGCUGUGCCCCGCCGUGCUGUGUGCAGCCGCAGGCUGCGGUGAGCGGGUGGAAGUCCACACAGAACGGAGGGGGGUGAUUUACAGCCCCUCUUGGCCCGUAAACUACCCCCCAGGAGUCAACUGCAGCUGGCACAUCCAGGGGGGUCACGGAGAGGUCAUCACCAUCAGUUUCCGGGUCUUUGACGUGGGAGAGUCCGGCACUUGCGAGGGGGGAGACUGGCUGCUUAUGACCGCUACGGUGUGGAGGGGGGAGUCCCGGCUGUGUGGCUCCAAGAGGCCUCCACCCUUCAUCUCCAGCAGGGGGCGCGUUUGGCUCUACUUUCACUCCGAGGCCAACAGCUCAGGACAAGCUCAGGGAUUCCACCUGACCUACAUCAAAGGUCACCUGGGUCAGAGCAGCUGUCAGUCAGACGAGUUCCUGUGCGGGAAUGGCAAAUGUCUUCCUCACUCAUGGAAGUGCAACGGCCAGGACGAGUGCGGCGACGCCACAGACGAACGUGGCUGCUCGCCGCCUCCCACCGAGGCCCAGCCGGGCCUCUGCCCCCACGGGACCCUCACCUGCACCGCGGCUCAGUCCACCCGCUGCCUGCCCGCCUUCCUGCGCUGCGACAAAGUCCGCGACUGCCCCGAUGGCUCUGAUGAGCUGGGCUGCCCCGAUACUACUUGCGGGAAACGUCUGGGGAACUUCUUUGGGUCUUUCGCCUCCCCGGAUUUCUUCCGGGUCAACCGGAGCGAGGUGGCAGAGCUGAGGUGCUCCUGGUUUUUGGACACGCAGGACCCCAAGCCCAUCGUGCUGCAGCUGGACCUGCAGCUGGGACCAGGGGACUCGCUGCACGUGUACGACGGGCUUCUGCACCGUGCCGAGCACCUCCUGCAGGUGCUGUCCUACCACAACAACCGGCGGCCGGCCUUGCUGGAGUCCAGCCGAGGACAGAUGAGCGUGCUGUACAUGGCCAAGCCUGGCAGCCCCGGGCGUGGCUUCAACGCCACCUACCAGGUCAAGGGUUACUGUUUUCCCAGCGAGCAUCCUUGCGGGAGCGACCAAGGUUGCUACUCUGAACAUCAGCGCUGCGACGGAUACUGGCACUGUCCGUCCGGGCGUGACGAGGAGUCCUGCCCGAUGUGCUCGGACGGCGACUUCCCGUGCGGCGGUGACACGGGCGUGUGCUACUCUCCCUCGGAGCGCUGCAACAACCAGAAGAGAUGCCCGGACGGCUCGGACGAGAAGAACUGCUACGACUGCCAGCCCGGAAACUUCCACUGCGGGACCAACCUGUGCAUCUUCGAGACGUGGCGCUGCGACGGGCAGGAGGACUGCCUGGACGGGAGCGACGAGAGGGACUGUCUGACGGCCGUGCCCAGGAAGGUGAUCACGGCCGCUCUGAUCGGAAGCCUCGUCUGCAGCCUCCUGCUGGUCAUCGCGCUUGGCUGCGCCCUCAAACUGCACUCGCUUCGGAGUCGGGAGUACAGAGCUUUUGAGACUCAAAUGACUCGCAUGGAGGCGGAGUUUGUUCAGCGGGAGGCUCCGCCCUCUUAUGGCCAGCUCAUCGCGCAGGGUCUCAUCCCGCCUGUGGAGGACUUCCCAGCUUACAAUCCCACCCAGGCAUCCGUGUUACAGAACCUGCGUUUGGCCAUGAGCAGACAGAUCAGACGCCACACGACCCAGCGCUCCUCCUCAUCGUCGUCACAGCGUCGGUUGGCUAACAUGUGGAGUCGCAUGUUCCGCCAAGCCAGAGGCCACGCCCCUCUGCUGGACCCCCCUGCUGGCACGCACAUUACCCUGGGGCUCCACAGCUACCAAACCGCAGGAAGGCGACGGGUCCAGGUCGACGCUGGCGGGCGUGAUGUCCACUUUGAGGCCCCGCCAGGAAGCUCGGCUGGCGGCGACCUGCAGGAGUGCACGUCAGAGAGUCCCGCCUCCCCUCUUUCCUACCAAUCAGAGGACAGUCCUGAAGAGGUGGCGCUAUCUCCUGUCACUCGGGCUCCGGACCCUUCCACUCCUGGUCAGAGUGACGCUUCAGGACUGCCGCCUCUUCUUACCGCGCCUCGGUCUUCUAGAAAACUGGUUCUGGAUCUCAAGGGGGUCUCCCUUAGACGCUACUCUCCUCUCGGGCCGCUCUCACCGCUCCCCCACGCCACGAUGCCCGCCAACUCCCAGCCCCAUCCCCUGGGGAUCACGUCCAGUGAGUCGCCGUCGUCUUCAUCGUCAACGUCUCCGGAAGGGGAGGGGCGGGGCAAGGACACGAGGCGCGGGGAGAAGCAUAGCAUGGAGGAGAAGAGGAAGAGGAGACGGACGAGGAAGGGCAGGACAGCGGCAUGUGGCGACGGUGCCCAUUCAGGGAGGGAAACCGCGUCGUGUUGAUACACGCUAAGCCACCUAGAUAAAGUGUCCUUGAGGCUCCGCCCCCUUACAUACUGUCGCAUCAGUCAAGGUUCAAGCGGGUCAUCGUGUCCAAUUUUUACAUCCCUCAUGACUUAUGGGUGGAAACAGGUUGUGACGCCAUGGCCACCUUUCAGUCCACGCCGAUAUCGGCCGAUAACGCCGAUAUGCACCGCUAGCCGGCUAAUGGCAGCUGCCUUGUCAUGUGAUAACUUUUUCAUCAGGGAAGUGACCGUUUUUGUCACGAAAGAUGACAUAAGAUCGUUUUGUUGACAGGGAGAACAGUUAUGACUCAAAUCAGUCCUUCUGUGAGUGAGAAGGCUACUUCCUGGUUCCGAUGGCAAUGACGUGAAGCGUUCAGACUGGACGGACGUUCUGGGCAAAUAAAUUCCCAAAAGGGACUUUAGAAAAACGUAGAGAACUUUGUUUGUGGGGGCGUCGGUUAUGCAAGUUAGCGGACCACUUCCUGGUUCUUGGUGACGUGAACACCACCGUUCGCAAUGCGGGGAACAGUCCCGUUGUCAUUUUUGUUAUUUUCAGUAGCAAGCUAGCAGGCUACUUCCUGUUUAAUGGACCGUCUGAUGCCAGGAACAAACCGAAGCGACUCAACAUUUUUGGGCGUAAUCCUGCCAGGAGUCAAAACGAUGCCUCCUGCCUUUGACGUGCUCGUAUUUACAACGGAGCAUUAGGGCCACAUUGGGAAAAAAACCCUCUGAUUUAAAAAAUAAAGUCGUCAAAUUCAGAGAAUAAACCCGUAAAGUUAUGAUAAAAAAUUGUACAUUUAAGAGAACUAAGUCAUCAUAUUACCUUUGCCCAAGGUUUAAGGUCACACAAGUCCCCAAUUUUCAUACCUGUCCCAGGCGACGCCUGUUACGACGGCAUAUUAAAAUAAUCUGAGAUUUCGAAAAUAAAGUUUAUGAGAAUAAAAUUGUGAGUAUUUGACAAAAAAAAUCUUAAUAUUACAAGAAUAAAGUCUUCAAUUUAUGAGAAUAAACUGGUAAGUUUUUGUAACAGUCAUUGCCCGAGACAGCUAGCCAUGCUAACAUAAAUGCUAAAUUUUCAACUGUUUUGUAUGGCUGCCACGUUAUUAAUAAAAUAUUAUAAUAGUAUGAGAAGAAAGCCUUCAAUUUAUGUCAAUAAACUGGCAAGUUUUUAGUAGCAGGCAUUGCCUGAGACAGCUAGCCAUGGUUAGCCAUGCUAACCUAAAUGCUAACUGCUCAACUGUUUUGUUUUGCUGCCACGUUAUGAAUAAAAGCUUGAGGAAAGUUUCCCUCCUUCAUGAGGAACCAUGAGGAACCAUGCUCUGUUUUCUCUCUGACACGUAAGACACGAUGACAAGUUAUUCUCGUAAAUUUUCCGACCUUUUCUCAUCAAUUCAUGAUUUUCUUCUUGUAAAUGUAUUACUUUAUCGUAGAAAUCUGAGCCCCCCCCCCCCCUCCCAAUGUGGCCCCAAUACUCUUGUAUGUAAUUACGAAAUACGUCUUUACCCUGCUUGAUGACGCGUGGUGAAACCCCGCCUCCAUUUUCCAUGUGGUGCUCUGGAGAUGAAUGUCCACAGACUGUUCCCGGAUCUUCGUCCCACUGACUGCCUCACAAACAUAUACCUCUGCUCUGGAACGUUCUCCAUCAAUUGGACAUUCCAUACCGGUGUAUUUUUCUUCCGUCUGGCUGAGCUCAAAGUGCCAUGCUGCCCCGCCAUCCUUCCUCCUGCUGCUGCCGCCAUUAGAGAUGCCUACCUGCCACGACUUGUGCCAUUUCUGUCUGACAUGAUUCUAUCUCGUGCUUUUUGCCUCGUCUUUCCUAUUCAAGUAGUUGAGCUGCUUUGACUUCCGUCCACAAUGCCUUAACUAACACGUCUUGCUGUCCCUGUCAUGAAAUCACCAGUUUACUUGUUGAAGAGAUUACAUUUGGCCCGCAGGUGUCGACUCAGGGCAAUUUUCUGGCCUGGAUGUUUUUUGUUUUUUUUUAGCUUUUUAGCUUGCAGGUAUCAAUACUGGAUCAAUGUCACUAAAAAGGUCAUCCACUCCUGAGCCGACUUGUCUCGUCAUAGCUUUCCCUCUGACUGUGUUUGGAGUUAAAUCCAUGGAUCAUUUGGAAAACUAUAUUUAUACAGCCUUCUCUUUGUGUUUUUGCCUGCGGUCAAUAA
Messenger RNA from Doryrhamphus excisus (bluestripe pipefish), 4730 nucleotides. RefSeq names its product low density lipoprotein receptor-related protein 3 (gene lrp3). Lineage: Eukaryota; Metazoa; Chordata; Actinopteri; Syngnathiformes; Syngnathidae. Gene Ontology annotation, molecular function: protein binding. Gene Ontology annotation, cellular component: plasma membrane. The record is from RefSeq and is a predicted model, not a curated record.